Molecule: messenger RNA, 363 nt
Organism: Paraglomus occultum
Lineage: Eukaryota; Fungi; Glomeromycota; Glomeromycetes; Paraglomerales; Paraglomeraceae
Source: the annotation of a GenBank genome assembly
AUGACUGAAAAUGACAACGUUAAAAAACAAAUGUUGUCACAGUUGACUUUAUCGCAACUUCAGAAAAUUACAGAAGAAUUAUCUGCAAUCAAACUGUUUGAAGCAACCCCAUGCAAAAGUUAUAAGACGAAAAUGCUAAUUGACGAGUCAAUCGGUGAUGAAACAAAAGCUCCGAAACAGUGCCGCAAUUGUGUGAAGCAAUGUACUUUGGAUGCUGUCAAGAAAUCGGUCGACAAAUUGUGUGAGACACUCAAUGAACCGAAUGACGAUAAAAAUACUAUUAAUAAACAAGGGCUGUCUCGCUUGAGCACCAAAGACCUGACUACUUUUGUCUCAUUAUGCAUGGAUAAACUACGUCAGUGA